GGACCAACCCUGCAGUUCUUGCGUUAUAUAUACGUCCUCAUAAUUAAGCAUGAUAAUUCACCGCUUAAGUUAGCUCAACUUCAACAGUUUUUUGGGUGUUCAUAAUGAUCUGUCAGGCGAUUCAGAAAGGUUUAGGACUAUCGAAGCCAAAGCAACCAGAGAGUCAUGAUUUCAAACAUUCAGGACUGCCGCUUUUAACUACGGUGGAUUGGGAAAGUGAACAUUACCGAAGAUCUAUAUAGCUAGCUUGGUUAAGGGUGUCUAUGUAAUGGAGGAUGACCGUCAAAAUAAACGGCGAGGGUGUAAAGCUCUCGGACCACCGUGGUGGGAAUUCUUUGAUUUUCAGUUUCUGGAUACGCUCAUAGAUGAGGUUGAUUGGUCCAUCUUCGGGGCUGUAUAUGAAUUCAAACCCAACUCCAACAACGACGACUAUCCCAAAGGAGCUCCAAGAUAUGUGAUUGCUUUUAGAGGAACUAUGUUGAAUGAAGAUACUGCGGUACGGGAUAUAUUGAUAGACAUAAAUGUUUUCUUAAAUAGUCUUCACCAUAGGUCUCGUUUUGGUAAGGCAAUGGAAGCUGUUGAAAACAUGGUAUCUGUCCAAGGAUCUAGUAAUAUCUGGUUAGCAGGGCAUUCUUUGGGCUCUGCCAUAGCAAUGCUUCUUGGGAAAAAAAUGGCAAAGACGGGUAAUUUCCUUGUAUCGUAUCUCUUUAAUCCACCAUUUGUUGCAUUUCUAUUCGAAAAUAUAGGAAGUAGGACAGUCAAACGUGGGAUCGAUACUGCUAGCCGCUUGCUCAGCCAUGCUAUGAAAAAUAACCAAGAGAAGCAACCACCAGAACAUCUGUUCAAAGACUUAUCACAAUGGGUUCCCAAUCUGUUUCUACAUCCAGCUGACAUUAUUUGCUCAGGUUUCAUUAAGUAUUUUGAACUCCAAGAAAAGAUGCAAAGCUCCGGAUGUAUUGAGAGGUUGGCGACACCAAAUUCAUUGAAGGGGUUACUAGUGAAUGCUUUCCAAAAAGAAUUUUACUCGGAAGAUUUACACUUAAUUCCUUCAGCUCGUGUCAUUACUAGUUGCAGUCCACAUGCUCACUGGCUUUGUCAAUGGUUUACUGAUGAUUCAGUUUCAGACACUAAGGUGUAUUGCUAGGC
Papaver somniferum (opium poppy) is the source of this 1146-nucleotide messenger RNA. RefSeq names its product GDSL esterase/lipase At4g10955-like. Lineage: Eukaryota; Viridiplantae; Streptophyta; Magnoliopsida; Ranunculales; Papaveraceae. Bases 269 to 1144 code for a protein of 291 amino acids. The transcript has 3 exons. Gene Ontology annotation, biological process: lipid metabolic process. The record is from RefSeq and is a predicted model, not a curated record.